CCGUUGGUUUGACAGACGUACUUUCGGUUUCGCUUUCUGAGACCUGGAUCGAGACAGCCGGUCUGGUCGUCCCACGUUGUGUAUAUCAUGGAACCUUUAUCGUCAAAUAUAGCGGUGGAUGUUGAGUCACUGUUAGGUUGUCCAAUACAAAUCACCGUUGAAGAUGCUAAAUCCCUACCGGUACCCGACAAGUACCAAUACUACUACCCAGUUGGGAACUGUCCAUCAGGCGAUGUGACCCACGGAUGUUGCAUCCCCAACCCCUGUAACAUCCUAUUGCUGGGGUGCGGGGAUGUGAGGUUCUUUCUUCACACCCUGGACGCACUGCACGGGCGCCUGCAUAAUACGGAGCCCAAACCUACCCUCAACUUCCACCUGAAUGACAUCGAGGAAGGGAUACUGGCCAGGGCAUUGAUUACUCUUUACCUGGUUGAUACUAUCGAUGUGGACAAUUUGAAUGAUCUGAAGUUUCUGUGGGCAGUUUGGUAUGAUGUACUCCUAAGCAAAACCCAUAUGACAAGACUGAAGAGGGUCAUGAAGGAUCUCGAGAUGGUCAGUUCUGGGGAUCAUGGGGUUAGAUUUGGCUCGCCCAGAACACAGGAGAAGGUCGUUCAGGCACUGAAGUGUUGGGGGGGAAAGAAAUUCCACCCUGAAGGAGUAAUUAGUGAAAGAAAGGACUUUAAUUUCAGUGGUUAUAGCACAGACCAAUAUCCGCAGACACCUACUCGACGUGUGGGAUCAAGGUUCACGGAGCAGCACGAGAUGUUUAGUGACAAGAAGCUGAGUCAAAGACUACACGAGGAAAUCUGCGAAUACGUACUAGGUGGAGUGACCAGAGUCAACUUAGGAUCAAGGAACAUGCCGGAACUCCUCAAGUCGUUCCACGUCAACCCUACGUUCUAUCGCCCACAGGAGACCGCGUGGAAGGUCCAGGACAACUGCAGUCCGUUCAUGUGUUACAAUGUUGACUACAAGCUGGAACGGUAUGGCAGCACUACAAUCUCGAUGUCGGCGCUGUUCCUGGAGACGCUGAGGAAGUGGGUGCAGACGUACCAACGCAUAAGGCGUGACGGAUGGAAUCUAAAUAUCCAUCUGUGGCUUGGCCACUGUGCAGAUGUGUGUAGUGAUGACCUACCAGAGACUCUGAAGUUUGACUUCAUCCAUACAGGCAACACGGCCGACUACGUAGGGAUUAUCCCCAUGCUUGUGACGUGUGUAAGCCGGCUCAAGAGAGACAAUGGUGUAGUCGCCAUUGAGAGUUACCACUCCAGCCAGUCCUUCAGCAUCGUGCCGGACACUCUGAACAUGUGUGUGAACAUUCCGCUCACCAUGUACCCCACCAUUAUAGGACUACAGCUGGCAGAGGACUUGAACCUUGGUCACGAGCGCCCUUUAGAGAGUGGAUUCUUCGUGGGCUGUGGACGUUUAAUUCUCAAUUGGAAAGCGGCUCCAGAACCGUCAAAGUUGACUCUCACAGGAUCUGACGAAGUGUCCAAGUGUCUCCGUGCAAUAAUUCGCCCAAACACUGAUAGCAAGGCGACCAUGGGCCCAAUGAAAUUCAAGGGUGCCCACUUUACACUGAUUGACACCCCUUCAGUGAUAAGACUUGUGAAAAGGCUGGCACAGUAUGUGGAGGGAGGAGGGCAACAGGUUGCAAAGAUCAUUGAAGGCUUUCUCAUGGGACAACUUCCUGCUUCAUUUGGGUUCCUGAAGGCCCCUGCUAAUGCUACUGUGGACACGGGGAUGGAGGCGUUGAGCGUGUCAGAUCAAAAGAGCAUAACAGAGUACAUGGAUCGUUAUGAAGUAAAGGUCAACGCCAGUCUUGACCAGAUGAAAGGAAAAUUCACCUGUGACUACAGUAGCGACAACCACUUCGCCAUUGUGUACACAUUCGAAGAUUCCGGCACUGUCGUGUUCCAGACUGAGAUAAACUUUUCGUGCGCUGUUUCCUUGAACACAAGCAAGACCCAAUUAUCAAGGAAACGUAGUUUUAUUACGAGCACAUUCUUCAAAGAUGAGGAGCUGGCAUUUGGAGACCGAAUACUCACAAAACAGGCCCUCUCCUGUGCUGAUGUAACCCGGCUGCCGGAAUUCCCAGAUUCCACAUUUGGAAGGCAACUGAUUCACACGUACCUUUACCGUAUCUACCCAAUCAACAAGAAGAAGUCUAUCUUGGAGCUGGAUAAUCCCAAAGUCGGACAUCAAUUACAAGGCGUCAUUCAGUUCCUAAUGCAAAGUGUCGCCAAGAACAGAAGCAGGACCAAGGUCCUGGGUAUCCCCAUGCUUCGCUAUAGUCCAGACGAAAUAUACAAGUGGGCAGGGGUUUUCCACGUGGAGGGGAUGAAAGUGUGGGAGGAGAAGCUAACUUUAUUUGUCACGUGGUAUGACUUUGAAAAAGCUUGGACGUUGCUGAAAGCAGGGAGGAUAACUCGUGUCAACGAAGGUUAUCAGUUGUUGGCCCGGAUACUGAGGCUGAACAGUUCACGUCUUCAACAGGAAGAGUCCGACCAGGUCUCCUGGAAGGUCAGAACCUAUGUCCGACCUCGCUUCAACUACCUCUCAUUUCGGAUAUUGGUGAAUGAAGUGAAUCUAAGUGCUAAAUAUGGAGAUUUCCCAGCAGACCCAGAAGAUGCAAAACGACAGAUUCAUAGGAUGCUGAGCGAUAUGGACAGUAAAGGAAGCUCAAAGGAAAAAGUCGAUGACCUUUACAACGAAUUAAAGAAACACAGCCCAGGUUACAGUGGAUACUCAAAGACAGGAACCCCCCAACCAGAACACCACAGCGACAGACAAUCGUUGCAACAGCUGUGGAAAAGUAUCUAGUCAGUGCAAGAGAUGCGUAGGAUGUUUGAAAGUGGCCUACUGCAACAGAGAAUGCCAACGAAAGGAUUGGUCAGUUCACAGGAAAGAUUGCAAGAAAUAGAUUCCACUUGCUUCUCCAGCCAGUAUUCGAUAUAGGUGCGAACGUGGACGCUAAGUUAUACCAGGAAGGUUUUAUUACUGUAUGGAAUGAUGAUGUGCUUUGAUGCCAGUUCCUGGAUCAGUUCUAUUUCUCUUAUGUUUUUUACGAUGUUCUUCACAGAUACUUAAGAUAUGCUAUCUCAGUUGAUACGUUUUCUUAAAAACGUCAUCGUUGGCCCAGUCGUGUCAGGCGACCAGUUCGCUGAGGAGAGUGUCAUCCCUCAGGCGUGCCAGAAAGCUAUACUAUUGGGUUCGAAUCCCGUUUCGCUCUGAUUAUGUAUCUGGGUUUGUCAAACAAUGUGGUAAAUUGCCGAUGUAUUAAGCAUCUGUGUCCAUAUGUAGUUUUACUAAAGGAAUGUGUUUUAAAGGUUAUUUGGGAUCUUUUUUUCGAACACGCUUUACCGAUUUGACCGUUAGACGUUAAUGGUAAUGUAAUCAAAUGGGACUAAUUAUAUAUUCAGUAUUAUUUCAAGUAUAAGUCUUGUGCACGUUCACGCACACACACACGCACACACACGGACACAUUUCCAGCACCAUUGUAUUAGAAUGUAUUGUGUAGACAUUGGAAUGUUGACAGUAUGCUCUGUACAUUUAGUAAUGACACAGGGGCAUUACAUCCUUUGAUUACGUUUUAUUAAUCAAAUAAACAGUGGUGUCUGAGUCA
Messenger RNA from Haliotis rubra (blacklip abalone), 3625 nucleotides. RefSeq lists its product as uncharacterized. Gene Ontology annotation, cellular component: nucleus. Gene Ontology annotation, molecular function: DNA-binding transcription factor activity, RNA polymerase II-specific. The transcript has 15 exons. The record is from RefSeq and is a predicted model, not a curated record. Bases 88 to 2823 code for a protein of 911 amino acids. Lineage: Eukaryota; Metazoa; Mollusca; Gastropoda; Lepetellida; Haliotidae. Gene Ontology annotation, biological process: regulation of transcription by RNA polymerase II.